This is a messenger RNA of Trichomonas vaginalis G3, 396 nucleotides long. RefSeq lists its product as uncharacterized. Lineage: Eukaryota; Parabasalia; Trichomonadida; Trichomonadidae. Bases 1 to 396 code for a protein of 131 amino acids. The record is from RefSeq and is a predicted model, not a curated record. The transcript has a single exon.
AUGAUGAUGAAGAGUGAAAAAUGCAGCGAGAUUGAACUUGAGCAAUCUGUGAUGGAAACAAUGAAAUCACAAAAUUUCAAGCUUAAAUCAUCUGAAGCAUACAAUUGGUUUGUUUCUUUAUUCGGCGAAAAAAUUAGUCAUGAUCUUGUACGAUCAGUUUGCAUGCUCCUUUCAGAAAUGAUAUCCCAAGCUUUUGGAAGAGAAUGCUAUCGACGUAAAAAGACUUGCUUUUUCUGGGCCAACGUUCACUUUAAUGAAAUCCAACAGUAUUUAUCCAAUCAUUCUAUCUCGGUCGAGUUAACAAAUGGUGUGAAGAUUCCAAUAUUGCCUUUUCGCAAGAUGCAAUUCAACAACAUGCCAAAUCCAUUAAUUGUAAAACCAGAAAAGAAGUUCUAG